AUGGCCGAGUCAUCGAAUCAUAGGCCGCUCACUGGAAGUGGACGUGCUCAUUCUUCCACAGUCACUGUGCACAACAUUGGCAGUGGUCUCACGGUUCUCUCUUCCGUGUUUUUUGCCAUUGUACUGCUAUGCACACUGACGGGCAUGCCCGGUGGAAACUCGCCGUCGGCCAUGACCCCUGGGUACGUUGGCGCACCUCGCAACAACCGCUGCAAUGUAUUCCAGCAGCCAGGAUACAUUGCGCACAAUCCGUACCCUGUAUGGAAGUCGUACGACCCUGACUGUGAAUCGCCUACGAUCUUUCCCGAUUUGCUGGCCCUUACGCCAGGUGCCAAGAUGGGCACGGCUGCCUCGCUGCGCAGCCAAACACUUUCGACCAAGGCAAAGGAUGAUGUGAUUCGCACUGUGAAAAACCGUACCGUGGUGCUUGUGGGUGAUGCCGUGGACCGUGCAAUGAUCCAUGACUUGUGUGCCAUGUUCAACGAACAGCCCAUCCCAGUGGAUGUGUCGCACCCCUGGGGCUCUAGCCUGAAAAUGCCCGCUAUCAAGCAAGGCAAGAGCGCGCAAGGUGCUCUCCUGGCUGAUUACUGUGUUCUGCCUGAGUUUUCCACGAUCUUUACCUCGUUUUACCAUUACGGUGCUGACACGGAUGAGCUUUGGCGCACGCAGCCAGAGUACUACCCGCCUGGCCUGUUUGAGGACCGUGUCACUACUCUGCUGAAGCCCUACCUUGACGCUAUGGCACUUCGCUCUGUGAACGGUGUGAAGGCCAAGUCCAACCGCCCUGACCUCAUCGUGUUCUCGUCGAACCUCUGGGAUCUGGCAGCCUGGGCUAUGGAGGAUGAGCGUGCCCACUUGGAUGCGACAGGUGACCUGUCGGACAUUCGCCUGAACUGGUGGCGCUCUCGUAUGGUCGAUAUGAUUGAAGCUGUCCGAUUGCAGAUCAAUCCUAGCGUGCCAUUGGCGUGGCGUAGUGCUCACGUUCCUAUGACCAAAGUCAACGAUACCGUGGAGUGGUUCUUCUCGAGUAUGCACUCGACAACGAUGCCUGCCCCCAUUGAGGCAGGGCACCAGUUCGCUACGCCGAACCGAGUUAUGCAACUGAACAACGCGCGUCGCUCUAUGCUUCAGCUUACCGGCCGUGAUGGUCUUCGUGGCUUGCGCAGCAAGACCAUGUGGUCUGCGUCGAAGCAGCCGCGUCUGCGUGAUAUUCCCUUCGGUGAGGUUACACUAGGCCAAUCUAUGAACCAGGAGAACCUGCUGAACCCUGGUCUAGAGUCUCACUCGUACUUGUUCUGGAGCAUCGUUCUUGCAGAGUUGUACGAUUCGCUCUCGUAA
This is a messenger RNA of Malassezia pachydermatis, 1338 nucleotides long. Its product is annotated as proteophosphoglycan 5. The coding region runs from base 1 to 1338 and encodes 445 amino acids. Lineage: Eukaryota; Fungi; Basidiomycota; Malasseziomycetes; Malasseziales; Malasseziaceae. The record is from RefSeq and is a predicted model, not a curated record. The transcript has a single exon.